Molecule: messenger RNA, 1026 nt
Organism: Macadamia integrifolia
Lineage: Eukaryota; Viridiplantae; Streptophyta; Magnoliopsida; Proteales; Proteaceae
Exons: 2
Coding region: 1-1026 (341 amino acids)
Source: RefSeq, a predicted model, not a curated record
AUGGGAAGACAAAAAGAUAAGUUUUGGCAACAUGCUGAGCAACUUGAUAGUUCACAUUUCAAAUACAAAUUUUGUGAAAAACAAGUUUUUGGAGGGGUCACUCGACUCAAGUAUCAUUUAGCUAAGGUUAGUGGUCAUGAUGUUGCCUCUUGUGAGAAAGUAUCAGAUGAUGUCCAAGCAGAAACUCUUCUUGCUAUUAAUUUUGAAUCAAGUAGUAAAAAACGGAAGAGUUGUACCAGUGGUGAGAGUAUAUGCACAACCCGUUAUGGUCCUAGUGUUCCUAUUCCAAGUUAUGGAACCCUUCGUGGAAGAAUAAUUCCUGAAGCAAGAAAGAACCUUGAAAAAUAUGCUGAAAAAGUAAAAUUUUCUUGGAAGCAAGCAGGUUGCACAUUCAUGUCUGAUUCAUGGACUGACUUGAAGAAGUGGUCUUUUCUUAAUGUGAUUGCUUAUUCCCAGGGUGGUGUUCUCUUUUUAAAGUCAGAGGAGUGUUCUCAUGUUAGAUUGACUGCUUCUUAUAUAUUUGAUAUUCUUGACAGAGAGAUUCAAAGUAUUGGCCCAAAUUUAGUGGUUCAGCUAAUUUCAGAUAAUGUAUCCAAUUAUUCAAGUGCACUUGAUAUGCUUACUGGAAAGUAUCGUUGGUUGUUUAAGACUCGAUGUGCAGCCCAUGAUAUCAAUCUAAUGUUGAAGGAUAUCUAUGAAAAGUUUUUUUGGGUUCAAGAAAUUUUUUAUGAGGCAAAAAGAAUUAUUGACUACUUGUACAAGUCAAUAAUUGUCUUACAGUUGAUGAGGAGUUUCACAAACAAGCAUCUAAAAUAUCCUUGUAAAACUAGAUUUGCUUCAAACUUUUUAAUGCUUCAGUCAAUUGUUGAAGUGGAAGAGAAGCUUAGACUCCUAGUUGCAUCAGCUGAGUGGAGGAGUCUAAGAAAUUCGAGAUCUUUUGAAGCAAAUCGAGUGGACACUAUUCAAAGGGAGUCGUUUUGGAAUGGUUCAAAAGAGAUUUUGAGGUUUAUGGAACCAAUCAUUUGA